Peronospora matthiolae is the source of this 165-nucleotide messenger RNA. Lineage: Eukaryota; Oomycota; Peronosporomycetes; Peronosporales; Peronosporaceae. The record is from the annotation of a GenBank genome assembly.
AUGGAUCUGAGUCAUCCCAAUUCGGACGCAGUGACGCUAAAUCUGAGUCGGAGUCUCGUGGCAACGUCCUCGUUCCCUGCAACGAUCGACGCUGCGAUGUUCAUGAUUUCGUACGAGCACGUCGCAGUCGGAGGCUUUCACGCUUCUUCAAUGCACGUCGUGUAA